UGUUAUUUUAUUAUAUGGAAACACCAAGGAUUGAUAUUUGGUAUGGAAUUGCAGAGAUUAUGGACUUUGGCUACCCACAAAAUCUCUCCCCUGAAAUUUUGAAACUUUACAUCACUCAGGAAGGUGUACGGUCACCAUUUUCAUCAAAGCCAAAGGACAAGCCUGUUCCAAAUGCAACAUUACAAGUUACGGGUGCUGUUGGUUGGAGAAGAGAGGGCCUUGCUUAUAAAAAGAAUGAGGUGUUUCUGGAUAUUGUGGAAAGUGUAAACCUUCUGAUGUCCUCUAAAGGCAAUGUUCUUCGGUGUGAUGUGACGGGGAAAGUUUUAAUGAAAUGUUUCCUUUCGGGAAUGCCUGAUUUGAAGUUGGGGUUGAAUGAUAAAAUUGGUCUUGAGAAGGAAUCAGAAAUGAAAUCUCGCCCAGCUAAGAGUGGUAAAACCAUUGAGCUUGAUGAUGUCACAUUUCACCAGUGUGUGAACCUGACAAGAUUCAACUCCGAGAAGACGGUCAGUUUUGUACCACCGGAUGGAGAGUUUGAAUUGAUGAAGUAUCGAAUAACAGAGGGUGUAAAUCUGCCUUUCCGCGUGUUACCAACAAUCAAAGAACUUGGUCGUACACGUAUGGAAGUAAAUGUCAAGGUCAAAAGUGUGUUUGGUGCUAAAAUGUUUGCCCUUGGGGUCGUAGUUAAAAUUCCAGUACCAAAACAAACAGCCAAGACCAAUUUCCAAGUGACAACUGGUCGCGCUAAAUACAAUCCAUCAAUCGAUUGCUUGGUUUGGAAGAUAAGAAAAUUCCCAGGACAAACAGAGUCCACACUAAGUGCAGAAAUUGAGUUGAUCUCAACAAUGGGAGAGAAGAAAUCUUGGACAAGACCUCCAAUCCAAAUGGAAUUUCAGGUCCCAAUGUUUACAGCAUCUGGUUUGCGAGUUCGCUUUCUCAAGGUAUGGGAGAAGAGCGGUUACAACACGGUCGAGUGGGUUCGAUACAUAACGAAAGCGGGAUCUUACGAGAUCAGAUGCUGAAUAAAAAAACACAGUUCAGGUUCAGUGAAAUCAGACUUAAAAGUUUCAUGGCUUCUAGUUUCUGUUCCUUAUGCAAAACAAAAACAAAAGAGUUAGAUAUGUUUUAAUUUUUAUACCUUGUUUAUGUUUGUUUUGUCCAUUAGAGAUCUGUGUUAAUAUGAUUUCUUAUGUCUUAAUUUGGUAUUUCUUAUGUCUUAGAUUAAUUUUGGUGUAAUCAAACGUGAUAUUGAGUAUUUGUGAAAAAGCAGUCGGAUUUUUUUGU
Molecule: messenger RNA, 1281 nt
Organism: Camelina sativa (false flax)
Lineage: Eukaryota; Viridiplantae; Streptophyta; Magnoliopsida; Brassicales; Brassicaceae
Source: RefSeq, a predicted model, not a curated record